GUACCUUCGUGCUGGAGCAGUCUCUGUCAGUGCGGGCCCUGCAGGAGAUGCUGGCCAAGAGCGGACAGAACAGUGAAGGAGCAGCGCAGAGCGGAGGGCACAAGACUCUACUCUAUGGACACGCCAUCCUUCUGCGGCAUUCUUUCAGCUCUAUGUACCUGGCAUGUUUGAAGACAUCAAGGUCACAAACAGAUAAGCUAUCCUUUGAUGUUGGACUACAGGAGGAUUCAACAGGUGAGGCCUGUUGGUGGACCAUCCACCCUGCCUCCAAACAGAGAUCAGAAGGAGAGAAAGUGCGCAUCGGUGAUGACCUCAUCCUUGUCAGUGUGUCCUCUGAGCGAUACCUUCACCUAUCCAUCUCCAAUGGCAACAUCCAGGUGGAUGCAUCCUUUAUGCAGACUCUGUGGAACGUUCAUCCCAUCUGCUCUGGCAGCAACAUAGAAGAAGGAUACCUACUAGGUGGUCAUGUUAUGCGCUUGUUCCAUGGACAUGAUGAGGUGGUCACCAUCCCGGGAUCAGACCAGAGUGAAGAGCAACAAAGGAUAGUCAACUAUGAGACGGGUAAAGCAGGUGCCAAGGCAAGGUCCUUGUGGAGGCUGGAGCCACUCCGAAUCAGCUGGAGUGGAAGCCACAUCCGCUGGGGCCAGCCUUUCCGACUACGACACCUGACCACCGGUCACUACCUGGCUCUGACUGAGGACAGGGGGCUGGUGCUGCAGGACCGGGAGAGGUCUGACACCGUUGCCACAGCCUUCUGCUUCAGAGCUUCAAAGGAGAAGCUGGAGCAGAGCCCCAAGCGGGACAUUGAGGGCAUGGGGGUGGCGGAGAUUAAGUAUGGGGACUCGCUCUGCUUCAUCAUGCACGUGGCCACAGGUCUGUGGCUCUCCUACCAGGCUCCUGAUGUCAAAUCUGCUCGUCUAGGUCCCCUCAAGAGAAGAGCAUGCCUACAUUCUGAGGGCCACAUGGAUGAUGGGUUGACCCUCCAGCGAUGUCAACAUGAAGAGUCCCGCGCUGCGCGAAUCAUCCGAAACACCACGCUACUCUUUAAUCGAUUCAUUAGAGACCUUGACUGUCUGAGUGUUAAGAACAGGGCACUGGUCGCCCUGCCUGUCGAGGAGGUACUCCAAACCCUCAAUGACCUCAUCACCUAUUUCCAGCUCCCUGAUGCUGAGUUGGAGCAUGAAGAGAGGCAGAUCAAACUGCGCUCCCUCAAGAACAGGCAGAACCUCUUCAAGCAGGAAGGAAUGCUGGCUCUUGUGUCCAACUGUAUCGACCGUCUGAACGUCUACAACAGUGCAGCCCACUUCGGGGAGUGUGCCGGGUCAGAGGCAGGUGCAGCCUGGAAGGACAUUCUCAACCUGCUCUAUGAGCUGCUAGCAGCGUUAAUCCGAGGGAAUCGGAACAACUGCACCCAGUUCUCCAACAACUUGGACUGGUUGGUGAGCAAACUGGAGAGGCUGGAGUCAUCUUCAGGCAUCCUGGAAGUUCUGCACUGCAUUCUAAUUGAGAGCCCUGAGGCGCUCAAUAUCAUCCAGAGAGGACACAUUAAGUCCAUCAUAUCACUGCUGUACAAGCAUGGACGCAACCACAAGAUUCUGGAUGUGCUCUGCUCGCUCUGUGUGUGUAAUGGUGUGGCUGUGCGAACCAAUCAGAACCUCAUCUGCGACCACUUGCUGCCCAAAAGAGAUCUGCUGUUACAAACCCAGCUGGUCAACGAUGUCCAGAGCAUGAGACCAAACAUCUUCCUGGGCGUGAGUGAGGGUUCAGCUCAGUAUAAGAAGUGGUACUAUGAGCUGAUGAUCGACCAUGUUGACCACUUUGUGACCAGUGAGCCCUCCCACCUGAGAGUGGGUUGGGCCAACACCAAAGGUUAUGCACCCUACCCUGGAGGAGGUGAGGGCUGGGGAGGCAAUGGAGUCGGGGAUGAUCUCUACUCGUAUGGUUUUGAUGGACUGCACCUCUGGUCAGGUCGUAUCCCACGGGCAGUUGCCUCUGUGAACCAGCACAUCCUGACCUCAGAGGACGUGGUGAGCUGUUGUUUGGACUUGGGAGCACCCAGCAUCUCUUUCAGGAUCAACGGACAGCCCGUUCAGGGCAUGUUUGAAAAUUUCAACACGGAUGGACUCUUCUUCCCCGUCGUCAGCUUCUCUGCAGGGGUCAGGGUACGUUUCCUGUUGGGUGGACGACAUGGGGACUUUAAGUUUCUGCCUCCAUCUAGUUAUGCUCCAUGUUAUGAGGCUCUGCUGCCCAAAGAGAAGAUGAAGGUGGAGCCAGUCAAAGAGUACAAGAGAGAUAUGAAUGGAGUUAGAGAUUUACUGGGCACCACCCAGUUCAUGUCCCAGGCCUCCUUCAUACCCACACCAGUGGAGACCGGCCAGAUUGUCACACCACCUCAUUUGGAGAAGGUUCGGGACAAGCUGGCUGAGAAUAUCCAUGAACUGUGGGGCAUGAAUAAGAUUGAGCUGGGCUGGACGUACGGCAAGAUAAGGGAUGAUAAUAAACGACAACAUCCAUGCUUGGUGGAUUUCUCCAAGCUGCCAGAAACUGAAAAGAACUACAACCUACAGAUGUCAACGGAAACUCUGAAGACUUUGCUGGCACUGGGUUGCCGUGUAGUUCAUGUUAAUCCAAAUGCUGAGGACUCCCUCAAAAAGAUAAAAUUGCCCAAGAACUAUAUGAUGUCCAAUGGUUAUAAACCAUCCCCUCUGGACCUGGCUGACAUAAAACUGACUCCAGGUCAGGAGCUGUUAGUGGACAAAUUGGCAGAAAAUGCACACAAUGUGUGGGCUAAAGAUCGCAUCAAACAGGGAUGGACCUACGGCAUUCAGCAGGAUCUGAAGAGUAAACGUAACCCUCGUUUGGUUCCUUAUGUGUUGCUGGAUGAGCGUACCAAGAAGUCUAACAGGGACAGCCUGCGGGAAGCUAUCCGUACUCUGAUUGGAUAUGGGUACAACAUUGAGCCAUCGGACCAAGAAGGCGGACAAGUGGUUGAACGGCUCAGCAUCGAUAAGAUUCGUUUCUUCAGAGUAGAGAGGACAUAUGCUGUAAAAACAGGAAAAUGGUACUUUGAAUUUGAGGCCGUUACAGGAGGCGACAUGAGAGUGGGCUGGGCCAGACCUGGAUGUAAGCCAGAUGUGGAACUUGGUACAGAUGAGCUUGCAUUUGUGUUUGAUGGGUACAGGGGCCACUGUCUGAACAUGGGCAGCCGGUUGUUCGGGCGUUGCUGGCACGCUGGGGAUGUAGUCGGCUGCAUGAUCAACAUGGAGGACAAAUCUAUGAUCUUCACUCUUAAUGGCGAGAUCCUCAUUACGACCAAGGGCUCCGAACUCUGCUUCACUGACUUUGAAACUGAGGAUGGGUUCAUUCCAGUGUGCAGUCUCGGGCUGGCUCAGGUGGGUCGCAUGAAUCUAGGGAAGGACGCUAGCACCUUUAAGUAUUACACAAUGUGCGGCCUGCAGGAGGGAUUCGAACCCUUCGCUGUCAACAUGAACCGAGAGGUCACGAUGUGGUUCAGCAAGCGCCUGCCUACUUUUGUCAACGUGCCGAAGGACCACAACCACAUCGCAGUAACCAGGAUUGACGGCACUGUCGACAGCCCUCCAUGCCUUAAAGUCACUCACAAGACAUUCGGCACUCAGAACAGCAAUGCUGACAUGGUGUUUUGUCGUCUCAGCAUGCCUGUAGAGUUCCACUCCUUCUUCAAGACCUGUCCCGUCUUAGACAUGAACGGAGUACACGAGGAAGAUAUUCUUAAAGUUAAACACAGGUGCUUACCUUUGCAAAAAAAAAAAAAGGAUUUUAAUAGACGGGUGGACUACAGCAGCAUCACCAUGUACUACCACUCAGUAAGGAUCUUUGCAGGUCAGGACCCAGCCUUCGUGUGGGUUGGAUGGGUUACCCCAGAUUACCAUUACUAUAGCAACAACUUUAACCUCAGCAAAAACCGAACAGUGACUGUAACCCUUGGAGACGAGCGUGGACGAGUCCACGAGAGUGUGAGGAGGAGUAACUGCUACAUGGUGUGGGGUGGUGAUGUGAUCAGCACUGCUCAUGCCUCCAGUCGCAGCAACGUUGACCUGGAGAUUGGCUGUCUCAUAGACCUGGCAACUGGUCUGGUGACAUUCACUAUCAACGGCAAGGAGAUUUCUACAUCCUACCAGGUGGAACCAAACACAAAACUCUUUCCUGCUGUGUUUGUGCGACCUACAAGCCCUAACCUCUUUCAGUUUGAACUGGCUAAAAUAAAGAAUGCCAUGCCUUUGUCUUCAGCCAUCUUUAAGAGCGAGCAUAAGAACCCGGUGCCCCAGUGUCCCCCCAGACUUUAUGUCCAAACCAUAAAUGCAGUGCUGUGGAGCCGCAUGCCCAAUACCUUCCUCAAAGUAGAAACGGCUAGAGUUAAUGAGAGGCAAGGCUGGGUGGUUCAGUGUGUGGAACCUUUGCAGAUGUUGGCCGUACACAUACCAGAGGAGAACAGGUGUGUGGACAUCAUGGAGCUGUCAGAGCAGGAGGACAUGAAGAAGUUCCACUACCACACCUUAAAGCUUUACUGUGCCCUCUGCGCACUGGGAAACACUCGUGUAGCCCAUGCCCUGUGCAGCCACAUGGACCAGUCACAGCUCUUAUACACCAUUGAUAACCAGUAUCUGUCUGGCAUGCUACGUGAGGGUUUCUACAACGUUCUGAUCAGCAUCCACCUGGAGACAGCUAAACAGGCUAGACUCAUGAUGAAAGAUGAGUUUAUCAUUCCAGUUACAGCGGAGACUCGUUCCAUCCGUCUCUUUUCCAAUGCUUCUAAAAGGCACCUUCCACCAGGGGUGGGGCUUAGUACCUCUCUCAAGCCCCGUCUCAACUUUACCCCGCCCUGUUUCAUCAGCACCAAACGAGAGCAUUUGUUCACCCCCCAAAUGCCACUGGAUGCACUAAAGGAGAAAGCUAUUUCAAUGCUGACAGAGGCUGUUCAAGGCGGUGGGCCACACAUUCGGGAUCCUGUAGGAGGAGGUGUGGAGUACCAGUUUGUGCCAAUCUUGAAGCUUAUUAGCACUUUGCUGACUAUGGGGGUUUUAUGCAGUGAGGAUGUUCAAAAGAUUUUACUGCUCAUUGACCCGAAUGUGUUCAGGGAGGCACGAGAGGAGGGAGUCACAGGGGCAACAGAUAAAGAGGGACUAACAGGUACGGAGGAGAAAGCGGUGGAAGCUGGAGAGGAGGAAGCAGCCAAAGAGGCAAAACAGCCAAUGAAGGGACUGCUGGAGAAGAGGCUGCCAGAGCCUGUCAAACGACAGAUGUGUGAGCUGCUUCACUAUUUCUGCGACUGUGAGCUGAAGCACCGCAUCGAGGCCAUUGUCUCCUUUUCCGACAACUUUGUCUCCAAACUGCAGUACAACCAGAAGUUCCGCUACAACGAGCUCAUGCUGGCCCUCAAUAUGUCUGCGGCUGUUACAGCGAAGAAGACUAAAGAGUUCAGAUCACCGCCUCAAGAACAGAUCAACAUGCUGCUGACCUUCAGUAUGGGUGAGGACUGUCCGUGUCCCACAGACAUCCAGGAGGAACUCUAUGAUUUCCACACCCAGCUGCAGCUCCACUGUGGAAUCCCUAUGGACGAAGAUGAAGAUGAGCAAGAUACAUCUAUUAAAGGUCGUCUGUUAUUGCUGGUGAACAAGAUCAAAAGUCAGUCUCACAAAGCAGAGGAGCCCACAGAGAAGGAGCAAGCUGCACCAUCCAAUCUGAAGGAGCUCAUCUCCCAGACUAUGGUCAGCUGGGCCCAGGAGUGCCACAUCCAGGACUCAGAGCUUGUUCGAAAGAUGUUCAGCCUGCUGAGGAGGCAGUAUGACAGCAUUGGGGAGUUGCUUCGAGCCAUGAGGAAGACUUAUACCAUCAGUGCUGUCUCAGUGCAGGACACCAUAAACCUCCUGGCCUCUCUUGGUCAGAUCAGAUCUCUGUUGUCUGUUCGUAUGGGAAAAGAAGAAGAGAAGCUAAUGAUAGAUGGACUGGGUGACAUCAUGAACAACAAAGUUUUCUACCAGCACCCGAACCUGAUGAGAAUAUUGGGCAUGCACGAGACUGUCAUGCAGGUCAUGGUCAACGUUCUUGGAGGAGACAAGUCCCAGGAAAUUGCUUUCCCUAAGAUGGUGGCCAGCUGUUGUCGUUUCCUCUGCUACUUCUGUCGGAUCAGUCGCCAGAACCAGAAAGCCAUGUUCGACCACCUCAGCUACCUGCUGGAGAACAGUAGCGUGGGCCUUGCUUCUCCAGCUAUGAGGGGAUCCACUCCUCUAGAUGUAGCUGCUUCCUCUGUGAUGGACAACAACGGUUUGGCUCUGGCACUGGAAGAACCUGAUCUGGACAAGGUGGUCACCUACCUGGCUGGCUGUGGCCUUCAAAGCUGUCCAAUGCUUUUGGCUAAAGGCUAUCCAGACAUCGGCUGGAACCCUAUAGAAGGAGAACGAUAUCUGUCCUUCUUGCGCUUUGCUGUUUUUGUUAACGGAGAGAGUGUUGAAGAAAACUCCAGCGUUGUGGUCAAGCUCCUCAUUCGUCGUCCUGAGUGUUUCGGACCUGCCCUGAGAGGUGAAGGCGGGAACGGCUUGCUAGCAGCUAUGAAAGAAGCUAUUAAGAUAUCUGAGACGCCUGCUUUGGACCUGCCGGGCUCCGUGCAGGGAGUCAGCUCUGAUGUGUCUGCUGAUGGUGAUGAUGAGGAGGAAGUGGUCCACAUGGGCAAUGCCAUCAUGUCAUUCUACUCUGCACUUAUUGACCUGUUGGGACGCUGUGCCCCUGAGAUGCAUCUCAUCAACAAAGGGAAAGGUGAAGCUCUGCGUAUCCGUGCCAUCCUGCGCUCUCUGGUUCCUACUGAGGACCUUGUAGGAAUUAUCAGCAUACCACUCAAAAUGCCUGUUGUUAACAAAGAUGGAUCAGUAACUGAGCCGGAUAUGUCAGCGAGCUUCUGUCCGGACCACAAAGCUCCCAUGGUGCUGUUUUUAGACCGAGUGUAUGGUAUUGAGGAUCAAAGCUUUCUGCUUCACCUGCUAGAAGUGGGCUUCCUCCCUGACCUGAGGGCUGCUACUUCUUUGGAUACGGAGGGUCUGUGCACCACUGAGACAGCCCUAGCCAUGAAUCGUUACAUCGGUUCAGCCAUGCUGCCUCUCCUCACCCGCUGCGCGCCUCUCUUUGCUGGCACAGAGCACUAUGCCACCCUCAUGGACUCCACUCUGCACACCAUCUACCGCCUGUCCAAGGGCCGUUCACUGACAAAGGCGCAGAGGGAUGCCAUAGAGGAGUGCUUGCUAUCUGUCUGCAAGCACCUUCGUCCCUCCAUGCUGCAGCAGCUCCUGCGACGCCUUGUCUUUGAUGUGCCCUUGCUCACUGAAUACUGCAAAAUGCCUCUAAGGCUACUAACCAACCAUUAUGAGCAGAACUGGAAGUUCUACUGCCUCCCAUCAGGCUGGGGCAGCUUUGGUACAGCAUCAGAGGAUGAACUGCUACUCACCAAGACAAUCUUCUGGGGAGUGUUUGACUCUCUGUCCCAGAGGAAGUAUGACCCAGAGCUAUUCAAGAUGGCCAUGCCUUGUCUCAGUGCCAUAGCUGGAGCUUUGCCACCAGACUACGUGGAUGCCUCUAUUAGCACCACGGUGGAAAAGCCCGUUUCUGUAGAUGCUCAAGGAAACUUUGACCCUAAACCCAUCAAUACAGCUAACAUUGCUCUUCCAGAGAAACUUGAGCAUUUUGCCAACAAAUAUGCUGAACAUUGCCAUGAGAAAUGGUGUGCGGAGAAGUUGCUGCUUGGGUGGAAAUAUGGGGACAGCGUGGAUGAGAAGGCAAAGACUCACCCUCAGCUUAGGACCUACAAAGCCCUGACAGAGAAGGAGAAAGAGAUUUACAGAUGGCCAAUUAGGGAGUCUCUGAAGAGCAUGCUAGCGAUGGGCUGGAGCAUCGACAGGACAAAGGAUGGAGAAAGCAUGUCUCAACAAAGGGAGAAUGAGAAAAUGAGAAAAAUAUCUCAGGCUUCUCAGGCCAAUGGCUUCAAUCCGAGCCCGAUAGACACAAGCAACGUGGUUCUAUCCAGAGAGGUGCAGGGGAUGGUGGAGGUGGUGGCUGAGAAUCACCAUAACAUCUGGGCCAAGAAGAAAAAAAGUGACCUCGGCAGCAGAGGUGGAGGAACACAUCCACUGUUGGUACCCUACGACACAUUGACAGCUAAAGAGAAGGCCCGAGAUCGAGAGAAGGCUCAGGACCUUUUUCGGUUCUUACAAACGAACGGUUAUAGCAUCACAAGAGGUCUAAAAGACUUGGAGCAGGAUGCUUCCUCCAUGGAGAAAAGGUUUGCCUAUAAAUUCCUCAAGAAGCUGCUCAAGUAUGUUGACUCAGCCCAGGAGUUCAUUGCCCAUUUAGAGGCCAUGGCUGCCAGUGGGAAAAUAGACAGGUCACCUCAUGAACAAGAAAUUAAGUUUUUUGCCAAAGUUCUUCUCCCACUCAUCGACCAGUACUUCAAGAACCACUCUCUGUACUUCCUCUCUUCUCCCAACAAGAACCUCAGCAGCAGUGGGUACGCCUCCAACAAAGAGAAGGAGAUGGUCACCAGCCUGUUUUGCAAACUGGCAGCUCUUGUCAGACAUAGGAUUUCACUCUUUGGGAGUGACUCCACCACCAUGGUCAGCUGUCUGCACAUCCUUGCACACACUCUGGACACCAGGACAGUAAUGAAGUCGGGCUCGGAGCAGGUCAGAGUAGGGUUGAGGACGUUUUUUGAGAACGCUGCAGAGGACCUGGAGAAGACUUUCGAGAACCUGAAGUUGGGGAAAUUCACUCACUCCCGUUCGCAGAUGAAAGGGGUGUCACAGAAUAUCAACUACACCACUGUGGCUCUGCUCCCCAUCCUAACUGCUCUGUUUGAGCACAUCACUCAACACCACUUCGGAGUAGACCUGCUUUUGGAUGAUGUCCAAGUGUCUUGUUAUCGAAUCCUGACCAGCCUCUAUGCACUGGGUACUGGGAAGAACAUUUAUGUGGAGAGGCAGCUGCCGGCUCUUGGUCAGUGUCUGGCAACUCUGGCUGGGGCCAUGCCUGUAGCCUUCCUGGAGCCGCUGCUCAACACGCACAACCCAUGCUCUGUGUUUAAUACUAAGAAUGCCAGAGAUCGAGCCGUUCUUGGAAUACGGGAAUCGGUGGAGGAGAUGUGUCCAGGUAUGCCACGGCUGGAUGGCCUAAUAAAGGAUAUCAAUGACAUGGCUGAGUCCGGAGCACGAUAUACAGAGAUGCCGCACGUGAUCGAGGUGGUGCUUCCCAUGCUGUGUAAUUAUCUGUCCUACUGGUGGGAAAGGGGUCCUGAAAACCAGCCGGCCAGUGGAGGAAGCAUCUGCUGCACCACGGUCACUUCAGAGCAUCUUAGUCUCAUCCUUGGCAACAUCCUCAAGAUCCUCAACAACAACCUGGGCAUUGACGAGGCCUCGUGGAUGAAGAGAAUCGCAGUUUAUGUGCAACCCAUCAUCAGCAAGGCCCGUGCAGACCUCUUGAAAAGCCACUUCCUGCCCACACUGGAGAAACUUAAGAAGAAGACGGUGAAGGUGGUGGCUGAAGAGGAGCUUCUCAAGGCGGACAGUAAAGGGGACACCCAGGAGGCCGAGCUGCUCAUUCUGGAUGAGUUUGCUGUGCUUUGCAGGGAUCUAUAUGCCUUUUACCCCAUGCUUAUCCGUUAUGUGGACAACAACAGGUCCAGGUGGCUGAAAGAACCAGAUUCAGACUCCAAUGAGCUCUUCAAAAUGGUUGCAGAGAUAUUUAUCCUCUGGUGCAAGUCACAUAAUUUUAAAAGAGAAGAGCAGAACUUUGUGGUGCAGAACGAAAUUAACAACCUUUCCUUCUUAACUGGAGACAAUAAAUCAAAGAUGUCUAAGUCUGGAGGCCAAGACCAGGAGAGGAAACACAAAAAGCGAAGGGGUGAGUUUUACUCCAUCCAGACCUCGCUGAUUGUGGCUGCCUUGAAGAAGAUGCUGCCAAUCGGCCUCAACAUGUGCAGCCCCGGGGAUCAGGAGCUCAUCUCUUUAGCCAAGACCCGCUACCUCAUGAAAGAUACAGAUGAAGAAGUCAAAGACCACAUUCGCCAGAAUCUUCACCUUCGAGAAAAGUCGGAGGACCCUGCAGUGAGGUGGCAGCUGAACCUUUACAAAGACAUAGUCAUGAGGACUGAAGGGUCUCCCAACCCUGACAGAGUGGUGGAUCGUAUCCAGAGGAUCUCUGCUGCCGUCUUCAACCUGGAGCAGGUGGAGCAACCACUGAGAUCCAAAAAAUGUGUAUGGCAGAAGUUACUAUCCAAACAGAGAAAGCGAGCAGUUGUUGCCUGCUUCCGAAUGGCUCCACUUUAUAACCUACCAAGGCAUCGCUCUAUUAACCUCUUCCUCCUGGCCUAUCAGAGAAUAUGGAUAGAAACAGAGGAGUACUCCUUUGAGGAAAAACUAGUGCAGGACCUUGCAAAAACGCAGCCUAAAGUGGAGGAGGAUGAAGAGGCGGAGGUCAGAAAGCAGCCAGAUCCUCUUCAUCAGCUCAUUCUGCAUUUUAGCCACAACGCUCUGACUGAAUGCAGUUCUUUAGAAGAGGAUCCCUUGUAUAUUGCCUAUGCAGAUAUGAUGGCAAAGAGUUGUGCUGAGGGUGAAGAGGAAGAAGAAGAAGAAGGAAAAGAGAAAACAUUUGAGGAGAAGGAAAUGGAAAAACAAAAGAUGCUGUAUCAGCAAGCCCGACUACACGAUCGAGGGGCUGCAGAAAUGGCGCUUCAGAUGAUCAGUGCCAGCAAAGGUCAUCUCGCUGCUACUGUGACUUUCACACUCAAGCUGGGCAUCUCUAUUCUCAAUGGGGGAAACAUACUGGUCCAGCAGAAAAUGCUGGACUAUCUGAAGGAAAAAAGGGAUGUUGGAUUCUUCAAAAGUUUGUCUGGACUGAUGAUGUCAUGCAGUGUCCUGGACCUGAAUGCUUUUGAAAGGCAAAACAAAGCUGAAGGUUUGGGGAUGGUAACUGAAGAGGGAUCAAUCAACGUGAGUGAGCGGGGUUCCAAAGUACUGCAGAAUGAUGAGUUCACUAAGGACCUGUUUAGAUUUCUACAGCUUCUCUGUGAGGGUCACAAUAAUGAUUUUCAAAACUUCUUGAGGACUCAGACAGGAAACACAACUACAGUCAACAUCAUCAUCAGCACUGUGGACUACCUGCUCAGACUGCAGGAAUCAAUCAGUGAUUUCUACUGGUACUAUUCUGGUAAGGAUGUCAUUGAUGAGGCUGGUCAAAGGAACUUCUCCAAAGCGUUAGCAGUGGCGAAACAGGUCUUCAACUCUUUAACCGAGUAUAUUCAGGGUCCUUGUAUAGGCAACCAGCAGAGUCUGGCUCACAGCAGGCUGUGGGAUGCAGUGGUGGGCUUCCUUCAUGUGUUUGCCAACAUGCAGAUGAAGUUAUCACAGGACUCCAGUCAAAUUGAAUUAUUGAAGGAGCUGCUGGACUUGCAGAAGGACAUGAUUGUCAUGAUGCUUUCACUUCUUGAAGGUAACGUUGUCAAUGGAACUAUUGGGAAACAAAUGGUGGACACCUUGGUGGAAUCUUCCAGUAAUGUGGAGAUGAUUCUGAAAUUUUUUGACAUGUUCCUCAAGUUGAAAGACUUGACCACUUCAGAUAGCUUCAAGGAGUAUGACGGCGAGAGUAAAGGAGUCAUCUCAAAGAAGGACUUCCAGAAGUCCAUGGAGAACCAGAAACAGUACUCUCAAUCUGAGAUCGAGUUUCUCCUCUCCUGUGCUGAGGCCGAUGAGAAUGACAUGUUCAAUUACAAGCAGUUUGUGGAGAGAUUUCACGAACCAGCGAAGGACAUUGGCUUUAACGUAGCUGUGUUGCUUACCAACCUCUCAGAGCAUAUGCCUCACGAUUCUCGCCUCUCAACAUUCCUCGAUCUGGCUGAGAGCGUUCUCAGCUACUUCGAGCCUUUCUUAGGUCGUAUUGAGAUCAUGGGCGGAGCCAAGCGCAUUGAGAGAGUUUACUUUGAGAUCAGCGAGUCGAGUCGUACGCAGUGGGAAAAGCCUCAGGUGAAAGAGUCAAAGCGGCAGUUCAUAUUCGAUGUGGUCAACGAGGGUGGGGAGAGCGAGAAGAUGGAACUGUUUGUCAACUUCUGCGAGGACACUAUCUUUGAGAUGCAGCUGGCUUCUCAGAUUUCAGAGCCAGACCCAGUUGAGCUUCUGGAGGAAGAUGAAGAGGACAGCCAGAGCGUGGUGGAGAACCAAGAAGAGGAAGAGGAGGAGAAUGUGAUGCUGGAGUCUUCGUCUGCGUUCACAAUGGCCUGCAUCUCAAUGAGAAAGAGCCUCAGUAAUUUCCGCCAGCUGCUCACACUCAAGAGCAUGAGGCGGCAGUACAGGAAGUUAAGGAAGAUGACUGUGAAGGAGAUGGUGCAGGGCUUCUUCUCUUUCUUCUGGAUGAUCAUCACAGGCCUUUUUCACUUUGUCAAGAACCUAAUUUGGGGCUUCUUCCACAUCUUGUGGACCACUAUGUUUGGGGGGGGGCUGGUUGAGGGAGCCAAGAAUAUGAAGGUAACAGAUAUUUUGGGAAACAUGCCAGACCCAACUCAGUUUGGGAUACAUGGAGAUGUGUUGGAAACAGAGAAGAUGGAGUUGCAUGAGGCGUCAGCGUUGGCAGAGAUGGGUCAGAUGGCUCAGGGUGAUGCAGCAGAGGCCGACCUGAUGGCUGAGCUGCUGAACAUACAGCCCAAGAGAGAGGGGAAGCAUGGUGCCGAACCUGGUCUGGGUGACGUAUCUGAGGUGGUGGUGGGAGACGCUCCAUCGAUAGCCAGUGCAGUCAAGCAGAAAAAGGCACAGAUGGCUGCAAAGAAGAGGGCUGCAAAUGGAGACUACAAAUCUGACUCCGAGAAAGGAGACUCAGAGGAUGGUGAAAAGAAGGAUGAUGACAAGGCCAAAGAUGAAACCCCUCCAGAGCUCUCAGUUGAAGAGAAGAGAGCCCCGAAGAAGCGGCUCGGCCUGAAGAAAGAACCACCAGAGGCCUUCAUGGCCAGCUUCUUUGCUGGCUUGGAAAUCUACCAGACCAAGAUGCUUAACUACCUAGCCAGAAAUUUCUACAACCUUCGCUUCUUGGCACUUUUUGUUGCCUUUGCUAUCAACUUCAUUCUUCUUUUCUACAAGGUUUGUUUGUAAUUAAAUUAUCCUGACGUGACUGGUGAUUAUUCAGAUGAUGAGGACCCUUGGAACGGUCGAGGCAGAGUAGGAGAGGAGGAGGAUGAAGGGGCACUGGAGUACUUUGUCCUUCAGGAAAGCACUGGUUACAUGGCGCCAACGCUGCGCUGUUUGGCAAUACUACACACUAUCAUAUCUUUCCUGUGUGUGGUGGGAUACUACUACCUAAAGGUUCCUCUGGUGGUAUUCAAACGGGAGAAAGAGAUAGCGAGGAAGUUGGAGUUUGCAGGCCUCUACAUCACUGAGCAGCCAUCCGAUGAUGACAUUAAAGGACAGUGGGACAGGCUGGUCAUCAACACUCCUUCAUUUCCCAACAACUACUGGGAUAAAUUUGUCAAACGCAAAGUGAUAAAGAAAUAUGGAGACCUGUACGGAGCAGAGAGGAUAGCAGAGCUGCUGGGAUUGGACAAGAGUGCCCUGGAUUUCAACCCUACAGAGGAGACUGUUGCCAAGGAGGCCUCGCUCGUGUCAUGGUUGAGCUCAAUCGAUACGAAGUACCAUGUCUGGAAAAUGGGGGUGGUGUUUACAGACAAUUCAUUCCUGUAUCUAGUUUGGUACACCACCAUGUCGAUUUUGGGACACUACAACAACUUCUUCUUCGCUGCCCAUCUGUUGGACAUUGCCAUGGGCUUCAAGACCCUUCGUACUAUCCUUUCUUCUGUCACCCAUAAUGGCAAACAGCUGGUGUUGACGGUGGGCUUGCUGGCAGUCGUGGUCUACCUCUACACUGUGGUGGCCUUCAACUUCUUCAGGAAGUUCUACAACAAGAGUGGGGAUGAGGAUGAGCCAGACAUGAAGUGUGAUGACAUGAUGACGUGCUACCUAUUCCACAUGUACGUUGGCGUGAGAGCUGGAGGCGGGAUCGGGGAUGAGAUUGAGGAUCCAGCUGGUGAUCCCUAUGAACUUUAUCGCAUCCUUUUUGACAUCACUUUCUUCUUCUUUGUGAUUGUCAUCCUCCUGGCCAUCAUCCAGGGUUUGAUUAUUGAUGCCUUUGGAGAGCUGAGAGACCAACAGGAACAAGUCAAAGAGGACAUGGAAACCAAAUGCUUCAUUUGUGGCAUUGGUAAUGACUACUUUGACACGACACCCCAUGGCUUUGAGACCCAUACGUUACAAGAGCACAAUUUGGCAAACUACCUGUUUUUCCUGAUGUACCUUAUUAACAAGGAUGAGACAGAGCACACUGGCCAGGAGUCAUAUGUGUGGAAGAUGUAUCAGGAGCGCUGCUGGGAUUUCUUUCCAGCCGGAGAUUGCUUCCGUAAGCAGUAUGAAGAUCAGCUGGGAUAGAGAAGACGCAUCCUCCUUACCUCUGUCAUUGUGAAAUGGGGCUGAAGCAUUCUGACAUACACACAUAUCCUUGUAUUGCUCUGGAUUUCUUUAAAGAGAACUAUAAGAAAAAAACAAUUUUCUAUCCAAAAGGAGAAAAAAGGGUGAGGGUGUUGUUUCCUGCCUGUGUCACAUGUACCCUUGUCACUGUCGGUACAGUACCAGUCUUUGAGGAAAUGGACCUGCAACUUGCUCAGACUUAUUGGUUCUCUAAUAGAUUUGGGACUUGUUUUUGACAGCGUGUUGCCUUUUACUCCACAUAACCCCAAGUCAUUGCACAAUUCCUUUUUCUUUACUUUCUUUUUAUUUUGUCCUUUUGAGAAACAGUGAGUUGUGUGGGGUUAUGGGACAAUGUGUCAGUCAUAUUAUGCACAAUGUAUGAAUGUUGAACUUGAGACUUAAUGCCAAAUGAAAAGCAGAGAAGUAGAUAUACAUAUUGUGUAGAAGUGUGGUUUAAGAAAAAAAAAUAUUCAAAUGUUGUAACAUUGCAUAUUAAGGUGAAGUUUGUAGAAUGAAGUGGCAAAAGGUAAAAAAAAUGCCUAAAAUUUUUCAUAAAGUGCCUUAAAGUACUGUAUCUACAUUACAAUGAAGCUAUGCAAAACUUUUGUUUCUUUCUUUAUUGUAUGUCAGUACAGUAGUUUUACUGGAGCGGUAAUCCAUCACUGACCAGAUACAGUAUGACGUUUGUGGCUGAACGUUUUCAUUUAAACAGCAUCUGUAUGUUUAUUUUGUUGCUGAAUGCAGGAUCACUGCAAAUGUCCAAGAUAAACAGUGUAUAAAUGACACAAAAUUUCUGGAUCACCCCUUAAACACGAAAGAAAAAAAUGCUAUUGUAUGGCAAUUUGUAUGUAAUAGCUUUGUUGAUCUGUGCAUUUCUUUUGAUGGAAAGAAAUAAAAUAACUGAAGAGC
Messenger RNA from Melanotaenia boesemani (Boeseman's rainbowfish), 15425 nucleotides. Its product is annotated as ryanodine receptor 3-like. The transcript is spliced from 101 exons. Gene Ontology annotation, cellular component: Z disc; calcium channel complex; sarcolemma. Gene Ontology annotation, molecular function: protein binding; ryanodine-sensitive calcium-release channel activity. Gene Ontology annotation, biological process: intracellular calcium ion homeostasis; calcium ion transmembrane transport. Lineage: Eukaryota; Metazoa; Chordata; Actinopteri; Atheriniformes; Melanotaeniidae. The record is from RefSeq and is a predicted model, not a curated record.